UCCAGUAGAGCAUCGUCUCACCUGUCCUCAGACCAUAGAGGCAGCACAAGGAGAUGAUGUCACUAUACAGUGUGGUCUGGACCCCCCCGUCGACUUGUCUGACUACACGCUGGAUGUGGCGAGACUCGACCUCGGUAUCUAUAGUGAUGUCUACUCUUAUCGACGGGGAGAGGACCACCUGGAUGACCAGAUGGAUCGAUACAGAGACAGAACAACUCUCAACCAUGAAGACCUGAUCAGAGGCAUCGUGACUCUGAAGAUCUCCUCAGUAACUCUGUCUGAUAGUGGUCCAUACAAAGUCUACAUCAAAAAGCUGCGAGCCCGUUCUGUUAUUAACAUCAUUGUUGGGGCGUGGCGUGCACAGGCUGCAGGCUCGGGAUCGUGGGCGGAGUGAGUCUGUCAUGAUUGAAAAGAGCCGAACGACUGUCCUGCGCUAACCGACUGGAGUGAGCUGAGGACUCUCCACAGUUGGAUCCAUUUCUCUCCAGAAGUGAUGAAGACGUUUACUUCUCUCCUGGACGUGAUGAUGAAGAUACUUUUAAUAACUUUUCUCCUGUUUCCUGAAACUAUCCUGGGAGAGCAUCGUGUGGUGUGUCCGACUCUGGUCGAGGCAGUAGAAGGUGAUGCUGUUACUCUGGGGGGUUCUCUGAGUCCUCCGCUCAACUUGACUCCUUACACGCUGGAUCUGAAGAGACUUGACCUCCGUGACGAUGUGGUCCACGUCUACCGACAUGGACAGGACCAUUUCCCUCCACAGAGUCAUCACUACAGAGGCAGAACAACUCUGAUCCAUGAAGACCUGAUCGGAGGAACCGUGACGCUGCACAUCUCCUCAGUAAAUCUGUCUGACUCUGGACUGUACGAAGUCUACGUCCCAGACCUGAAAGCCCGCUGUGAAUUUUACCUCACUGUUGAAAGAAAAGCAAACAGGACAAAGAGAAAUGAUUUCAGCACAUCUGGACCUCCAGUGGGAGAAGAGACCAAGUCAGACCAUCGGGGGGAUGGUGAGAACAGGAAGACUGCCCGUGCUGUUAUCCUUCCCUCUCUUCUCCUCCUCGGGACUCUCCUGGUUCUGGUUCUGGUUCUGAUGAGAGGAGAGAUCAAGAGUUGCAUCGAGAGGCUCAGAGGAAGGAAGGAGCAAGAACCAGAGACAGCAGGGAAUGGAUGUGAGAUGAAAAACCUGAACAUGGAAGCAGCAAAAGGAGAUGAAGACCUGGAGAGAGCUGCAGGAAAUGGAAACAUCUUACUGUAGGAAACCUCGUCUGAGAGCUUGAAUUCAAUUUUAUUUAUAGUAUCAAAUCAUAACAAGA
Perca flavescens (yellow perch) is the source of this 1310-nucleotide messenger RNA. Its product is annotated as myelin-oligodendrocyte glycoprotein-like. Gene Ontology annotation, cellular component: external side of plasma membrane. Gene Ontology annotation, molecular function: signaling receptor binding. The coding region runs from base 494 to 1252 and encodes 252 amino acids. Gene Ontology annotation, biological process: regulation of cytokine production; T cell receptor signaling pathway. The record is from RefSeq and is a predicted model, not a curated record. The transcript is spliced from 6 exons. NCBI's taxonomy places the organism in Eukaryota, Metazoa, Chordata, Actinopteri, Perciformes, Percidae.